UACACUUUUAUCGAAGUCGAUUAUUUAAGUUAGUGUACGUGCGUGAAGGAGUUAGGACGCCAUAUAAAAAUAUUUUGAAAAAAUUCAGUUUAAAAAAAAAUCAGGCGCAUUACCUUAUUGUGACUUCAAGAAUCUGGUUUUGUGUACCUAUUUGAGGGGGAGAUUUUAUUCUGUGUUACAUCACCACCAACAAAAUGUUGUCAAUGGGAGUUAGGGAAUUCUAUGCCGGGAAGACAAUUUUCAUCACAGGCGCUACUGGUUUCAUGGGAAAGGUGUUGGUAUAUAAACUGCUCAGAUCCUGUCCUGAUCUGAAAACUAUCUAUAUACUUGUCAGAAAGAAGAAAGGACAGAGUCCAGAGGCAAGAUUGGAGACCUUCAUCAAUUGCAGGAUUUUUGAAAAGAUUCAGACUGACAAUCCGAAAGCACUCAAUAAACUGCGUUUAGUGUCCGGUGACAUCCUCGAGGAAUCCCUGGGAUUGUCGAAGAUGGAUGAGGAGGAGCUUUUAAGCGAAUGCCAGAUCCUUUUCAACAAUGCUGCUUGUGUGCGUUUUGAUUUAAACCUCCGGGAGGCGGUUAAAUUCAACACAAUGGGCACUCAAAAAUUGCUAAAACUAGCAGAAAAUAUGAAAAAAUUAGAGGUUUUCGUUCACGUCUCCACAUCUUUCUGUCACGAUGAAUUAGAUGUUGUAGAAGAUAAGCUAUACCCGUCCAAGCAUAACCCGGACGACAUAAUCAACUUGACCAAAUGGAUGGAUGACAAAACUCUCGCUCUUGUGCAAGCCGAACUGAUAAAACCCUAUCCAAACACAUACGGGUACACGAAAUGUCUGACAGAAGAACUUGUGUCUAAGUACGAGGGCAAAUUUCCUAUCGUUCUGGCGAGACCAUCUAUAGUUGUACCUGCGUUAAAUGAACCUAUGCCUGGUUGGGUAGAUAACUUGAAUGGAGCAACGGGCAUCAUUUAUGCUGCCUCCAGGGGUGUUCUUCACACAAUGUACUGCAAAGAAUCGACCAAAAUGGACACGGUUCCUGUGGACAUCACAAUAAACGCCUUGAUACUGUUAGCUUACCUGACUGGAUUGCAAAAACCCAAAGAUAUCCGUGUUUGUAAUAUCACUCAAUAUCUUGAACUAAACCUCUCUUGGGUAGAAGCAGCAAGGUAUUGGCAAAAAUAUUUGAACGACUAUCCAUUGUCGUUCGCAUUGUGGUACCCGGUGGCGACGGCAAAGAACUACAAAUGGGAACACAAAAUACAUGAAUUCCUCGAGCACACCCUGCCAGCGUAUUUCAUAGAUCUCAUAUUGUUUCUAUUGGGGAAGAAAACAUUCAUGAUCCAGGUAAUAAAACGUCUAAGUAAUGGUUUAGAGGUGUUGGAAUACUACAAUACAAGAACAUGGGUCUUCAAGAAUGACUUCUUGAAAUCUCUACCAAAUCAAAUCACGAAAGAAGAAAACGAAAUAUUCUCUACUAAUAUCUUGGCAAUGGAAGUGGAACAAUAUAUGAAGAACUAUUUGAAAGGGAUACGGGAGUUUUGCUGCAAUGAGGAUGACUCGUCACUUCCUAGAGCUAGAAUAUUACACAAACGGUUGUACUACCUCCACGUGGUUACAAAGCUUGCCUUUUACGCACUGUGUGUUUACUUUUUGUAUUGGAUUGUUAAAAAGAUUGCUUUGAUUUUGUAAUAAACUGAUUAAAACAUU
Molecule: messenger RNA, 1700 nt
Organism: Maniola jurtina (meadow brown)
Lineage: Eukaryota; Metazoa; Arthropoda; Insecta; Lepidoptera; Nymphalidae
Product: putative fatty acyl-CoA reductase CG5065
Exons: 13
Coding region: 195-1682 (495 amino acids)
Biological process (GO): long-chain fatty-acyl-CoA metabolic process
Cellular component (GO): peroxisome
Molecular function (GO): alcohol-forming very long-chain fatty acyl-CoA reductase (NADP+) activity
Source: RefSeq, a predicted model, not a curated record